Diachasma alloeum is the source of this 654-nucleotide messenger RNA. RefSeq lists its product as uncharacterized. The record is from RefSeq and is a predicted model, not a curated record. The transcript has 4 exons. The coding region runs from base 50 to 547 and encodes 165 amino acids. NCBI's taxonomy places the organism in Eukaryota, Metazoa, Arthropoda, Insecta, Hymenoptera, Braconidae.
CUUGUUAUAUUCUUGAAAUCGUAACAAAUACUUGCAACACUGAAGAAUCAUGAUUUUGGUUCUACGAAUGGUGUUUGCUGUAUGUCUUCUGCACCAGGGAAAUGCUGAUUAUAAGAUAGAAGUUGUGUCAGUAAGCUCGAAAGUCCCAGAUAUUGAGGUGACCUGUGAUGAUGAGGAGGGAGGCGAUACGACAAUCACAUUCGAUGAAGACCAAUACGACUCAACGUUUACAGCAGAAUUCUUCCGAUGGGACGACUACGAUGAGAAGACAAUCGAGGGAGAAGUUUGCAAUGAUGAUUACAUUGAUUAUGAAAGUGCUGAGGGACUGAUGGUGAAGAUACUCGCUGAUAUCAUAGGAGUUGAUGAUUGUCCCACCCCAGCUGGGACUUAUUAUGUGGAGAGAGAGUUUCAAGUUGAGGGCAAUGCAUUCGAUGAAUUGCUACCUCCGGGCUUUGGUAGUGGUGCAAUCAAGGUGACAACUUACCAUCCAGAUGAUGAGGGCAAAGAGGCCGUCAGUAUGUACAUCAGAAUUUCCGAGGACAACUAGGAAAAUUUUGAAGAUAUUGAACAAUAAUCUGUCAUCUGAUUGCCGUUUACAUUUUCAUUGCAUAAAUGUCGCCAUAAUAAUGUACUAGUCAAAGCGGAUUGUUCUCU